Mercenaria mercenaria is the source of this 14670-nucleotide messenger RNA. RefSeq names its product BTB/POZ domain-containing protein 6-like. Bases 45 to 1502 code for a protein of 485 amino acids. Gene Ontology annotation, biological process: neurogenesis. Gene Ontology annotation, molecular function: protein binding. The transcript is spliced from 2 exons. The record is from RefSeq and is a predicted model, not a curated record. Gene Ontology annotation, cellular component: cytosol. NCBI's taxonomy places the organism in Eukaryota, Metazoa, Mollusca, Bivalvia, Venerida, Veneridae.
UAAAAAAAAAACAACAGCUGUUCAGGGUGCUGACAAAAAGAAGCAUGGUUCUGGAGCACUGGCAACUAGGGAAGACUGCUCUACAAUGUAUGGGUACCAUCUUGACCGACAAGCGAUGGACUGAUGUCAGCUUUAAAUGUCGAGAUCAGGAUCCAGAUGACAUUGAAGCUUGUAUACAUGCACAUAAAGUCAUCCUGGCAGCAAGGAGCCCUGUUUUUGAAGCAAUGUUCUAUGGUCCCUGCGCUAGUGAGACAUAUCCACUAAAGAUGGAAGAAAUAGACUCGGAGAUAUUUGAGUUAUUUCUCAUGUAUUUGUACACAGACAUGGCAAAUCUGACAGAAUCUACGGCUCCUCUUGUUUUGCAGAAUGCACACAUGUAUCAAGUAACAGGCCUCGUGGAAUACUGCUUCAAAUACAUGAUACAAAACAUUACUGUCAAUACAGCCUUAGAUCUACUUCAGAUGGCAUUAUUUUAUAAAGAAAAAACUUACGAGGAUAAAACACUGAAGUUUAUUGAUGACAAUGCUGAUAAGAUUUUAGGAUGCGACAGUUUUCUUACGCUUCCUCAGGAUUGUUUGUUUCUUAUUCUUAAAGGAAACACAUUUGACGCAAAUGAGAAAAAAAUAUUUGAAUUGGCUGUAAAAUGGGCGGAGGCUCAGUGUGAUAUCAAAAGUUUGCCAAAAGAUGGCAAAACUGUAAGGGAAAUGUUAAAAGAUGUGUUUUACCAGCUACGUGUGCCAAUAAUGUCUGUGAAGGAAUUUAGUGAAAGCACGUUUUUGAAAGGUUACUAUAAUUUUGAAGAGCAUGAGCGCAUCCUUAGUUACAUAGCAGGUGGUGGAGAUGCUAGUAUGCUACCCAAUAGUAACCAGUUGCGAUACCCAAGAAUUGACGAAGUUCAGUUAGUCGAAAAAAGAUUGGGCAAGUCAGAAGGGAAUUACCAGAUUGAAACUAAACUUUUUGGGUCAGUGGAGAAAACUUUGACAAUCCUUAGCUUUACGAUUGAUACAAGUAAGAUUGAAGUUCUCCCAGGAUGUCGAUACUGUACGUCAAGCUGCAGAAAUUGUUGCGGUGUAAAGCCUAAUAAACAUGUUGAAUUUGAAGGAAAAUUUGAAGUGUCAUACAAGGAGUUAAAGACAAGUGAAAAAUUUGUAAAAAUAGUGGAAUUUAAUGAAUAUAACAAUGAGUUUUCAGUCCAGUUGAGAAAUCCUGUUAAACUUGUAAAACAAGAAGGGCAGUUUGAUAUUGUACUACAAUUGAAAGUUGCUUCACAUAGGAUUAAGUAUCAUGAAUGGAAAAGACAUACAAUAUCUAAUAAUUUUGAAAACGGAUGCUCCAAAGCCUUGAACUUAUCAUAUGGUGAUACUUACGGGUCAGCGUUUAAUAUAUAUUCAAUUAAGUCGGUCAUUUUUCAGAAUGAUUCUGGUCGUAAUAAUUCUCAGGAAACUGUGAAAGAAGACGAAACUGAAGGCACAUCUCAGUCAACUGAUGGUAGUGCGACAUAAUACCUGGAUUGAUAGAGCUGAAUGAUGCAUUAGGUAGUUGAUAAAGUGUCUAUUUCCUAAAACUCGUGACCAGUUAUCACUGAAAUAGCCCUUUCCUUAUGGAUUGGGACAUGUUGUUUCAGAAAAAUUGGUGGAUUCAAGGUCACAAGUGGUCUCCCUUGUUACUGGCUUAUUAUCAGAAGGGAAUUAACUGGAGUAGUAAUGUUAAAUGAACGAAAAAUCAAGUUGUUUCCCUUUGUAAAUAUGAUUUAUCAAAUCUAAUAACAUAAAAUAUAUGUAUUUGUUAAAAAAUCAGAAAAAGGUAAAUAAUGUCAUUCUGACAGGAGCAUAGUAUUUAAAGGUGCCAAAUAAAGACAAAUAAAAAAACAUAAAUCUUAAAAAAAGACUACACAUUUUGAAAUAUACUACUAAACAUUACGAUUGCCAUGCAAUAUUCCCUUGAAGUCAAAGCAUGUGCAGAGAAACAAAUGAUUUAUUUUGUAUUUUCUUAGACUGACAUGGGUGGUCAUUUUGUCCUACUUUCCUGUUUAUGGCUUUUCUUUAAUCAUUUGGAAAAUAUCCGUUAAGACGCGCCACAAAAUAACUGUAUUCUUUUGUAUUUCCAUGAUGGUAAUUAUACAUGAUUUGAAUGAAAAAUAUGAGAUAUACAAGAUUUUAGUUUCAAAUUGACAGUGACAUAUAUUAGGCCAAGAGGAUGUGUUUAAUGUCUAAAAUUUUAUUGAAUGAAUGUAGCAGUAUGUAUAUAAAUCAGUGUAUUUAGGUAAAUUUCAAUCACAUUUUGUUUCUACAGUGUAAGAUAGUUAUUCAUCUAUAUUCUUAAAACUAUGCUGAAAAGAGAUUGACAGAAUAAGUUGAAUAAGCAGAUGAAGUUGUGAAAAUACAUUUAUUCGGGAAGGGCCUAAAUUGUCCACUUGAAAGCUUGUAGUAUAGCUGUAUAUUACCAGUAUUAUAAGAAUGAUUUUCAUGAAGUUUUUGUGAGUUACAAAAAUGUUGAAUUCAUAAACAUUACAUUACCGUUGGGGCAUAUAAUAUAUUUCGCUCCUGUCCCCUAUUGAUUUCCUACCUAUACAACUAUGCAUUGGGGGAGACAUGCGCUUUUGUACAAAAGCAUCUUCUAGUUUGAAUUUGAAGUUCCAGUGAUGAAUUUUUGCUUCUUCCUAUUUUGUUACUGCCGGGAUUUGUUUCCAUGUUCCUUCGGUUGUUUUUCUUUUUCUAGACAUCAGCGGAUUCAGUUAUGUUUUCGACAUGUUUUGUGUCAGUUUCUCGGGCAUUCUUAGGUUUGGUUUUUGAUGGAGUUGAGCUUCUCUUAGGGGUGGAAUGAGGUUCUUCCGUUGAACUAAAAUACAGAAGACUAGCAUCCUCUCUGCAGCUAUAUAUCUUUAUACUAAUGUUCUUAUCCUGAAAUUUUGCUAGCUCUCUUCUAAGUUUAUAUGCAGACCCAGAUCCCUAGUUUUAAGGUCAAGGUCACCUUUAGACAUUUUUGGUAUUUUUUUGUCUUGUCUGUAACAUUUUUAUGCAUGGUUGUAUAUGCAAAUAACUUGGCAUAAAUAUUCACCAUUACAAGACAUUGUGUCAUGUGCAAAGGUCAAGGUCACAGGCACCCAAGUUAACUUUCUUUUUAGCUCAUCUGAUUUUUUGAAAAAAAAUGAUGAGUUAUUGUCAUCACUUGAGCGGUUGUCGGCGUCGGCGUCGGCGUCGGCGUCGGCGUCUGCGUCGGCGUUGCCUGGUUAAGUUUUAUGUUUAGGUCAGCUUUUCUCCUAAACUAUCAAAGCUAUUGCUUUGAAACUUGGAAUACUUGUUCACCAUCAUAAGCUGACCCUGUAUAGCAAGAAACAUAACUCCAUCUUGCUUUUUGCAAGAUUUAUGGCCCCUUUUGUACUUAGAAAAUAUCAGAUUUCUUGGUUAAGUUUUAUGUUUAGGUCAACUUUUCUCCCAAACUGUCAAAGCUAUUGCUUUGAAACUUGGAAUACUUGUUCACCAUCAUAAGCUGACCCUGUACAGCAAGAAACAUAACUCCAUCUUGCUUUUUGCAAGAUUUAUUGCCCCUUUUGGACUUAGAAAAUCAGUUUUCUUGGUUAAGUUUUAUGUUUAGGUCAGCUUUUAUCCUAAACUAUCAAAGCUAUUGCUUUAAAACUUGCAGCACUUGUUCACCAUCAUAAGUUGACCCUGUACAGCAAGAAACAUAACUCCAUCCUGCUUUUUGCAAGAUUUAUGGCCCCUUUUGGACUUAGAAAAUAUCAGAUUUCUUGGUUAAGUUUUAUGUUUAGGUCAACUUUUUCUCUUAAACUAUCAAAGCUAUUGCUUUGAAACUUGCAACACUUGUUCACCAUCAUAAGCUGACCCUGUACAGCAAGCAGCGUAACUCCAUCCUGAUUUUUGCAAUAAUUAUUGCCCCUUUUGGACUUAGAAAAUCAUUUUCUUGGUUGAGUAUUAUGUUUAAGUCAACUUUUCUCAUAAACUAUCAAAGCUAUUGCUUUAAAACUUUCAACAGUUUUUCACCAUCAUAAGUGGACACUGUACAUCAAAAAACAUAACUCUAUCCUGCUUUUUGCAAGAAUGAUGGCCCUUUUUAGACUUAGAAAAUCACGGGUAGGACAAUAUUUCUAUCACACAAAAAAAAUCAGAUGAGCGUCAGCACCCGCAAGGCGGUGCUCUUGUUUUUUCAUGAAAUUACCUCCAAUACAUGUGUUUUUAUAUGAGUUUUCUCACUAAUUUAAAAAUGAAAUUAUGAUUGGUGUUGAUAGAUUUAAAAAACUGUUAACAAUUGUAGACCCAGGCGCAAGUUAUAACCUAAUGGUAUAUAUAGGUAAAUGCAGCAUUACUAUGGGUUAAUAUGUAGCAGGUUUUAUUUUUCGGCCGUUUUUUUAUAGCCGUUAUUUGGCUAUAUUCCCAGUGCCAAAAAUAUGUAUUUUUCCCAAAACUAGUGCAAAAAUUCCUAAUCUACAUUCUGAAAAAAGUUUCAUUAAAAUUGCACAAACAUUGACCAAAUUAUGGACAAUUUUGUAAUGGAAGUACAGUAAACCUCGCUUAUAAGGAACAGCUUGGGACCUCUAAAAAUUGUUCCUUAUAACCGAGGUUCCUUAUAUCCGUAUAGCAAACUAGUUCCUUGUAACCGAGGUUUGUAUAAUUAACACAAUUUGUAUAGCGAACACUAUUUGACUGAUGUUUGAUAAGGGCUGUGGGUUCACACUCCGGGCCGACCUUGAAUCCUCAUGUGAGAAAGUUUCAUUUCUAGUACCAGCCCUUUCCUGGAGAGAUGGUUGGGUAAACUAUCAGAAUUUAUAUGACUGAAAUAGUGUUGAAACGCGGCGUUAAACCCGAAACAAGCCAAAAUGUUCGUCGGUAAGAAUGAUUGUAAUUUUUGUCGGUUAUUUCUAUCUUCUUUUUAGAGACAUGAUAACUAUCAGAUAUGUUGCAGUUACUCCCCUUACCUUGCUUGACCACAUGUUAUGUGAAUAGACAUCAAUACUAAUAUAAAACAAAUGUUAAUUUUUUUAUUACAAAAAUAUUAAAUUAGACUACCCAUUAAAAUCUAAAAGUAGGGUGUUUAUGACUUACAGUGUAUUACGACUAGAAAACGGCACCAUACAUAUGGAUUAAAGUGUAAAUUAUACCUAUAUUUUGCUAUUGUCCAUUUUAGCACCUGCUAUAAUUUUUAUAAUUGGAAAUUUGGUAAACUGAACUGAUUGCCAUUGUUAAUCGUGUGUGAUUAGCACAUUUAUUUAGGAUAUGACUGUGACUGAAUUUCGUUCACUAUUGUUAACAUGAAAUAUCUAAUACAUGUAGCUCUCGGACAUAAUCUUGAGAAUAUAAGUCUACUAUUGUCUAGUAUUUGGUAAUUUGAUGAUAUUAUAUAUUUUCUUUUUAUCGUAUCCAUGAAUUAACAAACUAAAGAUCAUAGAAAUGAAAUAUUUGUGUUUAUUCAUGUUUAUAAAAGCGCGUGAAAGUGCCAAUGUUACUCUGACGUCAUCCGUGAUUCUGUUUAUUUUCGGUUUUCAGUAAUUUUUAUACUCUAUGUCUGUUCGCUAUGACCGAGGAGUUUUCCAUUGAAUUUUGUACUUUGGGACUGGACAAAGUGUUCCUUAUAACCGAGUAUUCCUUAUAACCGAGUUCCCUGUAACCGAGGAUUUUUACAUUGAAUAAAGAAGGAAUUAGAUUGGGGAAUUGAAAAUUGUCCUUACUAUAUCCUAUGGGACUAAAUUUUCCCAAUUUGGAACAUUUAUGCGUCAAAGUUCCCAAAUUUGGGGAUAUAGGCUCUGUUCCCAAAACAGCUUAGAAAAAACCCUGUGUAGUGCAGCUCUGCAUUGACAAACAGUAGAAAAUACAGAUAUUUAAACUUCAUAAUGCCUUCAUGAAUGACAUGCUUUAUAGUUAUGACUUACUUGCAUUGUUAGUAUCUUGCCCUAUUAUUUAGAAGAUGCAGUAUGUUUUGUGAAAAAUGGUGGAGGACGUUGGUAACUCUGUUACAAAUUCUUGUUUAGAUAUUUUUUAUUUAGAAUUGCUGUUAUUUUUGAUAAUGUUCAAGUUUAAGUUUCCAUGGCACAUACUUUUAGACUCUAUCAAAGCAAGAACAUUAAACUAAUAAGUUCUUGCUUGCAUUUUAAAGUUGUUUGGGAACAUGAUGAACAGUUCAGAUUUGAGAUAUUUUCAGUUUCUUUUAAAAUAUUUUCAUUGUAUUGUAGAUUGCUUAAUUUUCUCUUUUUAUAUGCAUGUUAAUAAUACAAAUGAUAUAACACAGUAUGCAAUGUCCCAUGUGUCUGUCCAUCUGCGCACCAUUUAACUUGUUGACUUUCAACUUGGCACUUAGAUAGGUGUCAAUGAGACAAUGUGCAGAGCACAUGCAUAAAAUCGGUUUUCGUUUUUUUCUUGGUUAUAUAUCGUGGCCAUGAAUUAGCAAAAAUUGUUUUUCGUUUUUUUCUUACUUAUAUUUCGUGGCCACGAAUUAGUAAAAAAAAAUGUUUUUUUUUCUUAGUUAUAUUUCGUGGCCACAAAUUAGCAAAAAAAAAAAGUUUUUUGUUUUGUUUUUUUCUUACUUAUAUUUCGUGGCAGUGUAUUAGCAAAAAAUUUUUUUAUUUUUUGUUGUUUUCUUAGAUAUAUUUCGUGGCCAUGAAUUGACAAAAAAAUCGUUUUUAGCUCGACUAUUCGAAGAAUAGUCUAGCUAUUCUACUCACCCUGGCGUCGGCGUCACACCUUGGUUAAGUUUUUGCAUGCAAGUACAUACAGCUAUCAUUUAAAGGCAUAUAGCUUUGAAACUUAUUUAUUCUUUUUCUAGGUCAAUUACCAACCUCACUGGGUCAUGUUCCAUAACUCUAACAUGUAUUUUGAGCAAAUUAUGCCCCCUUUUUGGACUUAGAAAAUUCUAGUUAAAGUUUUACAUGCAAGUUACUAUCUCCAAAACUAAUGCAGAUAUUGAAUUGAAACUUCACAUGUGUCUUCGGGGUUAUAAAACUAGUUGAUAGCACCAAGUCUCAUAACUCUGACCUUCAUUUUGGCCAAAGUAUGCCCCCUUUUGUACAUAGAAAAUUUUGGUUAAAGUUUUGCGUGCAAGUACAUACAACUAUUACUAAAAGGCAUAUAGAUUUGAAACUUAUUUUUUCUUUUUCUAGAUCAAUUACCUACCUCACUGGGUCAAGUCCCUUAACUCUGACAUGUAUUUUGGCCAAAUUAUGCACCCUUUUGGACUUAGAAAAUUCUGGUUAAAGUUUUGCUUGCAAGUACAUACAGCUAUUACUAUAAAGCAUAUUGAUUUGAAACUUAUUUUUUCUUUUUCUAGAUCAAUUAACUACCUCAUUGGGUCAAGUCCCAUAACUCUGACAUGUAUUUUGAGCAAAUUAUGCCCCCUUUUGGACUUAGAAAAUCCUGGUUGAAGUUUUACAUGCAAGUUACUAUCUCCAAAACUAAUGCAGAUAUUAAAUUGAAACGUCACAUGUGUCUUCGGGGUUAUAAAACUAGUUGAUAGAAUCAAGUCCCAUAACUCUGACAUGUAUUUUGGGCAAAUUAUGCCCCCUUUUGGACUUAGAAAAUCCUGGUUAAAGUUUUGCGUGGAAGUACAUACAGCUAUUACCAAAAGGCAUAUAGCUUUGAAACUUAUUUAUUCUUUUUCUAGGUCAGUUACCAACCUCACUGGGUCAAGUUCCAUAACUCUUAACAUGUAUUUUGAACAAAUUAUGCCCCCUUUUGGACUUAGAAAAUUCUGGUUAAAGUUUUACAUGCAAGAUACUAUCUCCAAAACUAAUGCAGAUAUGGAAUUGAAACUUAACAUGUUUCUUCGGGGUUAUUAAACUAGUUGAUAGCAUCAAGUCCCAUAACUCUGAUAUGCAUUUUGGUCAAAUUAUGUCCCGUUUCGAACUUAAAACUCUUUCGAUAUUUAACAUUUUGGGUAAUAAUUUCCUGCUUCUGUGACAAUAUUUCGAAUAGUCGAGCUUGGCUGUCUUAUGGACAGCUCUUGUUUGUUUUUUUCUUAGUUUUAUUUCAUUGCCACGAAUUAAGAAAUUGUUUUUUGUUUUUUUCUUAGUUUUAUCUCGUGGCCACGAGAUAACACUUUGUUUUUCGUUUUUUUCUUAGUUAUAACUCAUGGCCACGACAUAAAUUAAAAUAAAAAAAUCUGAUGUCCCCUCCAUGCUUCCGUAUAAGUCAGCAUGACUUUUUAAAACUUCCAGAUUUUAGAUUCAUUAGUGCAUUUGAACGUGCUCGUACAAUGAUGAAGUCACAGCGACUCUGAUAUUUGUAGAAAGUAUAUUUUAUUUACCGGUACGUACAAACAAACUGGUCGUGUCCUCAACGAAAAGCAGUUAAUAUGGUAUCAUUAUAUUCAGAUAUGAUUUUACAAGCCUUGUAAAAUCAUAUCUGAAUAUUACAUAGUGUAAUAGGUAGUGUAAACAAGUAUCAGAGCCACUUUCACUAAAGUUAUAGGCAACCCUUGCUUUUCACAAGAUAAUUUGACGCAUCAAUUUUUCUCUAACUGAAUUUAUCUUUUUUAUAGAAAAAGUAGCACAUGCCAAUUGUAAAAAAAAUAUAGCUCGCUCGCUUAUAUCAAUAGUGAAAGUGCAGAUCUAUUGAUCAUGGGCUUUGAGUUUGAACCCCCUGACUAUUUUACAAUGUGCCUGUAAGAGGACUUUAUAGUUAGUUGCUGAGAACAAGUUAGUACUGGUGCUGAAUCCAGAAGUACUUGUUAAAACGGCACUAAAUAAAAAACAAGCAAAAUAAAAAUAAGAAAAUAUUCAAUAUCUUUUAUACAAAUGAUGUAUAGAUAUAAAGAUGAGAUAAUUGAAUUGUAUCUCGUAAGUGGACAUAACUACUAUCCAGAUACAUUCAACACUGCGCAAAACUGUUAAUGCAACACAGAGCUAUCUCCUUAGCGACAUGACUAUCUCCUUCAGGACAAAGCUAUCUCUCACAAUAAAAAGUGAAUAAUUUUACUCCCGAACCAUUUUCGGUACAUAUUUUAUUUCCAAAUGCAUUGUUUAUUUUACAGCUAUCUCACGCCUACUUCGUUUGCUUCAGAAUAUUAGUUAAAAUGACAAUGAAAGUGCUUUCAUGACGAAAUUGCCGAAUUUACUGCUAAAUCAGCUUGUUGGUAAACAUCACCACGACCACAAAUUAAGAAUGAAUUAGCAAACUUAAAGUUCUCUGUAAAGUUAAAUCAUAUCUGUACCGCCUACCAUUCCCCGAUUUUUGAUAUUCGAUACACUGCUUGUAAAAAUGCAAAAACUAUGAUGACACUAACCUUUGUUUGAUGUUCUUUUAUUUAGAGGUAGCUCUGUAGUUUACCAGGCAAGGAUUUACAACUUUGAUUUAUGUUGUCUUGUUUUGCAGUGUUCUUAUUUCAUUGUGAUAAUAACCUUAGAAUUUGUAGUGAUUCUGUGAAUCAUUAAUAUUCGAGGGGGACUAAUUUUCGUGGAUUUCGUGGUUGAGUCAUUCCAUGAAAUUUAUUCCCAACGAACAAGUAAAAUUCCCAUUCAUUCUAUGUUCAAAAGUUGAAAUCCACAAAUUUAUAUCCCCAGGAAAAUGCCAUCUCGACCAAAACCACGAAAUGUAAUGCCCACAAAAUUAAAUUAUUUUACAGGAAGUUGUUAGCGAGCAUAUCAACAAUAAUGAUCUGUAAUUUUGCUUAAAUUUAUAUUAUUCAUUGUAUUUACUCUUGUUUUAUAUGUAUGAUAGUUAUAUGUUACAUUUACUUAAAAUGCUGAUUUAAUUUUGUGUUCUUUAACCCUUAGUAUGCUAGAUAAAUUGUCGUCUGCUGGAAAUGUCAUCUGCUCAAAUAGUAAAGUUCAUUCAGUUUGCUCCAAAAUUGGAAGAAAUAUUGUCAGAGUAGCAAACAGCUUGGAACCUGAUCAGACGCCGAUUUAAUCGGCGUCUGAUCUGGUUCCAAGCUGUUUGCAAAGGCUGUUAAAUUCGCCUGCAGCAGGCUAAGGGUUAAUUGAUUGAGUAAAUAUUAUUUAAAAAAAUUUACAUUAAUUUUAGCAACCUAGACUAAAAUUAAGCAUUUACAUAAUAUUUAUUUAUUGUUCUUGUGCCCCCCAAAUAUUUGGGACUGGCACUAAGUCUUAAGAGUUGCUCUUGUCCUUCUGUUCAUUUGAAUUUGUGUGGUGCAUAUCUCAAAAAGUGUUUGACUCCGUGUCAUCAAACCUCACAUGAUUGUUAUUCAGCAUUUGAAGUUGUACACAGCUAGACCAGAGUUAUGGCCCAUGAAUCUAUCAGAAGUAUUCAUAAAAAGGGCCUAAAAGUUUGUGUAGCAUGUAUCUCGAGAGUAUUUGACCUAUGAUUAUGUAACAUUUCAGGAAUAUUAUUUGGUAUGUAAAGUUGUGCACUUGGGGUUUUGUUAGAGAUUACAUUCAGCCAGUUUAGAGUUACGACUCUUUACUUAGUCAAAAAUAUGCAUAAAAGAGCAUAAUACUUGGUAGUUUGUGUCACACGUAUUUUACCUAGGGUUGUGAAACAUGAUAGGAAUAUUAAUCAGAAUGCAAAGUUGUGCAUCUGAUUUGUUUUUAGCUCAUCUGAUUUUUUGAAAAAAAAUGAUGAGUUAUUGUCAUCACUUGAGCGGUUGUCGGCGUCGGCGUCUGUGUUGCCUGGCUAAGUUUUAUGUUUAGGUCAGCUUUUCUCCUAAACUAUCAAAGCUAUUGCUUUAAAACUUGGAAUACUUGUUCACCAUCAUAAGCUGACCCUGUAUAGCAAGAAACAUAACUCCAUCUUGCUUUUUGCAAGAUUUAUGGCCCCUUUUGUACUUAGAAAAUAUCAGAUUUCUUGGUUAAGUUUUAUGUUUAGGUCAACUUUUCUCCAAAACUAUCAAAGCUGUUGCUUUGAAACUUGGAAUACUUGUUCACCAUCAUAAGCAGACCCUGUACAUCAAGAAACAUAACUCCAUCUUGCUUUUUGCAAGAAUUAUUGCCCCUUUUGGACUUAGAAAAUCAGUUUUCUUGGUUAAGUUUUAUGUUUAGGUCAGCUUUUAUCCUAAACUAUCAAAGCUAUUGCUUUAAAACUUGCAACACUUGUUCACCAUCAUAAGCUGACCCUGUACAGCAAGAAACAUAACUCCAUCCUGCUUUUUGCAAGACUUAUGGCCCCUUUUAGACUUAGAUAAUAUCAGAUUUCUUGGUUAAGUUUUAUGUUUAGGUCAACUUUUUCUCUUAAACUAUCAAAGCUAUUGCUUUGAAACUUGCAACACUUGUUCACCAUCAUAAGCUGACCCUGUACAGCAAGCAACAUAACUCCAUCCUGCUUUUUGCAAUAAUUAUUGCCCCUUUUGGACUUAGAAAAUCAUUUUCUUGGUUGAGUAUUAUGUUUAAGUCAACUUUUCUCAUAAACUAUCAAAGCUAUUGCUUUAAAACUUGCAACAGUUUUUCACCAUCAUAAGUGGACACUGUACAUCAAGAAACAUAACUCUAUCCUGCUUUUUGCAAAAAUGAUGGCCCUUUUUAAGCUUAGAAAAUCAUGGGUAGGACAAUAUUUCUAUUAUACAAAAAAAAUCAGAUGAGCGUCAGCACCUGCAAGGCGGUGCUCUUGUUAUUUUGUCUGUUAGACCAGAGUUAUGGUCCUUGAUUAAGUGAAAAAUAUGCAUAAAGGGCAUAUAAGUUUUUAUUAUGCCUCUCUUUUGCCUACAUUGAUAAUAUUCCAUUACCCGGGAAAGAGAUAUUUCGACUGUCAAAAACAUUUUCAACCUUUUUGACACGUGGCCAAGCGUAAGUGACUGUCAGGUCAUGUGACCGUGCUGAUAUUUUGAAUGUCAUAUAAGGGCAAUUAACUGCUUCAAUUUUUUAGCCGUAUGAUUGCCUUGCUUGUACACUUACAGUAGUGACGUCACUAUUCAAUGUGUACACAGGUGAUUACCGCACUAAAGAUGAAACUGUUACAUUAAAUAACUUAAAAAAAUUUUAAACAUUUUUAUGUACUAAAUUUUGUUUGGUAUCAUAAAAUGAAUAUCAUAUGGCAGUGUGUGUGACAUUGACAUUGUCAUACACACUGCCAUAUGAUAUCUAUAUAGUGUCACAGCAUGUUAGGUUGUGCCUGGUGUUCUAUUAUGGAUUUAAUUGAACUAGACUAGAGUUAUCGUCAUUGACUGUGAAAAAUACACAUGAAGUGCUAGAAAGUUACUUAGUGUUGUAAAAUAUUAUUUAAAAAAUAUUUCUCCUUGUCACGAAACCAUGUAAGAAUAUUAUUCAGUAUGUGAAUUUGUGGACUUUAGUUUUAUGUUUGUUUUACAGAUCACUCAGCAAGAGCAGAGUUAUGGCCCUUGACUUAGUCAAAAAUAUACAUUAAGGGCAUGAUGAAUUGUGUUCCAUGUACGAACAUCCUGAAAUCUCGUGUAUAUAUCUAGCCUGAUUUGCUUCAAACUUUCACAGAUGAACAAUCUUGAUGUACAGAUGACCAUUAAAGAAGGAAUUUUUUCUGUGGCUAUUUUUAUCACAAAUUAUGGCCCUUUGAUAGUUUUGCUAUAUAGAAUAUAGAGAAAAAACUUGUAUGUCCAACUUCUCCCACACUGUUAGCCUGAUUUGCUUCAAACUUUCACUGAUGAACAAGCUUGAUGUGCAGAUGACCUUAAAUGAAGGAUUUUUUCUGUGAUUAUUUUUACCCCAGUUAUGGUCCUUUGAUAGUUUUGCUAUAAAGAAUAUAGAGAAAAAUUUUGUGUGUCCAACUCCUCAUCAGAGAUGGAGGUCCUUCAUUCAGUUAAGAUGACCAUAAAUAAUUGACUUUUUUCUGUAGCUAUUUUUUCUAGAAUUAUAACCCUUCCUUAAUUUCACAAAAUAGGCCAUAGUGAAGAAAUUUGGUGUGUUCAAUUCCUCAUACACAUUUUGAAGGAAUGGAUUCAAAGUUGCUCAGAUGCACAACCUUAUCUGAAUACAAUUUUCUUCAAACCUUUAGUGGAACAUCCUUCAUUAUGAAGAUGGUCUUUAAUAAAAACUUUGUUAUUUAAAGGAUGGCACACUUUGUAGGGGCGUCCGUGUCCAGUGGACACAAUUCUAGUUUAAACAUCUACCAGUUGACACACAAAACUUGUUUAGUAGCAUCCUUGCAUGGGUCUCUCGCAAGUUUGUUCAGCUUGCCGUCUUUGAGCCAGAGCUAUAUUGGACUUGCCUAUGAGUCUGCGUCAGCGUCCAUAUUUGGUUAACUUUUUGUAUGUCAGCUCAGUAACCAGUUGUGGGAAUGGAUUGAAACUUUGCGCGUGUUCACUAUGAUGAACUGACUUAAAUUGCACUGCUGAAGUUCAAUAACUCUAGUUUGCUUUUUCAUAAAAUUAUGCCCCUUUUCCAUCUCUGCAAUUUUUGGUAAAAUUUUUGUAAGCUGAUAUCUCAGUACCCACUAAUGAGAAUACACACUUUUUUCACUGUGAUGAUCAGGCGUGCAAUGCACAUGUUCCGUACUGUGUGCCGUCUACUCAUACUUUCAAUUUGAGCUGUUGCUAAGCAUAUUGUUGGUAAUGUAACAUCAAAAGUGCGUAAUAUCCUUAGAUUUAUAAAAAGGAAUGUAGAUCUACUACAUACUAGUAACAAAAGUACAAAAGAAAAAGCAUACUAGACCUGUGUGAGACCUGACUUUUGGAAUACAGUAGCACAGUAUGGCACUCAUGGCAAAAUCUCUUUACACAUGAUAAUAUAGAAAGAGCUGCAGAUAAUCUAUAUGUCAUGAAUGACUACUCAUACCAGGGUAGUGAUACAUCAUUGGCCGACUUAGAACACCCUAGAAUAAAUGCUUCAUUGACCAUGCUGUACAUGAUCUCUAAUAGCAUUGUCAUGGUAGACCAUAACCACCAAACAACAUUCUCAUGAACACAGUCUCACAUCAACUCUUUCUUCCCUUGCACAAUCAGAUAUUGGAACGAACUCCCAUACAACAUCAAGGCUAGUGCAAGCUUUCAGUGCUUAACUAACAGCCUAGCUGUUUUAACAUGUUCUUGUCCUUAUUUUAACUAUAUUUAACACCCUUGUCUCAUAGUAAGAUUUUACUAAUGACCCCUCAACCUUCCAGCAACAACUUCCAGUUAUGCUGGAAGAAACACAGUUGAAGUAGUAUUUCAAAUGAUCUCUUCAGAUUGUUCAGCAUUUUUUGUCAGCUGGAACAUUUCUGUUUGGGCGGCUUAUAAUUUACAUUUGAGUAUUGUUUAAUCAUCCAUAAUUGGAAAUAGUGCCUGCUUUUUAAUUGGCAAUUUCUGUGAUAUGCAGGCUCUAUAACCUCAGACCAUCUCUAUAAAUUGCAUUUCAUUACCAUCCAUUCACGGGCUUCAAACCAAGCCUGCAGACUUUAGUUUGUACGUUGCAAGACUUAGUACGGAAUACCACCAUGGACGCCGACCUCUUCAUUUCCGACCACACACACACGCACGCACGCACACUACAGACACACGGACAGGGGAGCACAAAAGCAUUUUUAGACAAAUUUUGAGUCAGUUAUAAUCUUUUUUCUAUGGAAAUUUCCAGAGAAGGUAAUGAAUCAGUACGUUAAACAUAUUUUCCCGUGAAGGGCCCCGCAUAGUUUAUUUAUAGAGUAGUCCCGGUUGAAAUAGUGGUGCAGUUAGGUGACUACCGUGAGAAAGAUUUGAUACACUGUAGGGUUAAACUUAAUGUAUUGAUUAAAUACAUACUUUGCUUAAAUAGAUAGAGUUAUUCAAGUCAGUAAGAAAACUCGGACCUAUCUAUCUAAUAUAUUGCUUAAUAAAUUCCAUGUUAACCUUGAA